This is a messenger RNA of Gavia stellata (red-throated loon), 5213 nucleotides long. RefSeq names its product DEAH-box helicase 8 (gene DHX8). The coding region runs from base 223 to 3564 and encodes 1113 amino acids. Gene Ontology annotation, cellular component: intracellular anatomical structure; catalytic step 2 spliceosome. The record is from RefSeq and is a predicted model, not a curated record. NCBI's taxonomy places the organism in Eukaryota, Metazoa, Chordata, Aves, Gaviiformes, Gaviidae. The transcript has 23 exons. Gene Ontology annotation, biological process: mRNA splicing, via spliceosome; spliceosomal complex disassembly. Gene Ontology annotation, molecular function: RNA binding; RNA helicase activity; ATP binding.
GCUUUGGAGGAGCUGGCGAAGCUCGAAUACUUGUCGCUAGUCUCCAAGGUCUGCACCGAGCUGGACAACCACCUGGGCAUCAACGACAAGGACCUGGCCGAGUUUGUGAUAAGUCUUGCUGAGAAGAAUACUACGUUUGACACGUUUAAAGCAGUACUUGUAAAGAAUGGUGCUGAGUUCACUGAUUCUCUUAUUAGUAAUCUGCUACGUCUCAUACAGACAAUGCGACCUCCACCAAAGCCAUCUGCAAGCAAAGAGACAGUUGGCAAACCCAAAUCGGAGAAGGAAAAGUUGAAGGAAUUGUUUCCAGCCCUUUGCAGGCCAGACAAUCCCAACAUCAGGAAUAUGCUGGAUGAAGAUGAUGUGAAAGUGGCAGCUGAUGCACUUAAAGAACUUGAAGCUCUAAUGCCUAGCGCAGACAGGCAAAGCAAGCAAAGGAGCAGUGACCACCGGGCAAAGAAAAAGAGGAAGAGCCGAAGUCAUAGCAGGGACAGGAAACGAAGGCACAGAUCUCGCUCAAGGUCUCGUUCUAGGACUCGAGAUAAGAACAGGGGAAAAUCAAGAUACCGGUCAAGGAGCAGAAGUCAGAGUCCCGGUAGGGACCGCAAGGAUCGAGAGAAGUACAUCGAGAAGAGCAAUGAGAGAUGGAGAGACAAGCACAUAGACCGUCCACCACCUGAGGAGCCUUCCAUUGGAGACAUUUACAAUGGCAAAGUCACAAGUAUAAUGCAAUUUGGAUGCUUUGUGCAGCUGGAAGGACUAAGGAAGCGUUGGGAGGGCUUGGUCCACAUCUCGGAGCUUCGAAGAGAAGGACGGGUUGCAAAUGUUGCCGAUGUUGUGAGCAAAGGACAAAGAGUAAAAGUCAAAGUGUUAUCCUUUACUGGAUCUAAAACCAGCCUGAGCAUGAAGGAUGUUGAUCAAGACACUGGGGAAGACUUGAACCCAAACCGGAGGAGAAACCUGGUUGGUGAAACCAAUGAAGAAACCUCUAUGAGAAACCCGGACAGACCCAGUCACCUGUCCCUGGUGAAUGCCCCAGAGGUGGAGGAUGACAGCCUUGAACGGAAACGCCUCACCCGAAUUUCAGACCCAGAGAAAUGGGAAAUAAAACAGAUGAUUGCAGCUAAUGUGCUUUCCAAGGAAGAGUUUCCUGACUUUGAUGAGGAGACUGGGAUUCUUCCUAAAGUUGAUGAUGAAGAAGAUGAGGACCUUGAGAUUGAGUUAGUUGAAGAAGAGCCACCGUUCCUUCGAGGUCAUACUAAACAGAGCAUGGAUAUGAGUCCCAUCAAAAUAGUAAAGAAUCCAGAUGGUUCCUUGUCCCAGGCUGCAAUGAUGCAGAGUGCUUUAGCUAAAGAAAGACGAGAACUUAAACAAGCCCAGAGAGAAGCAGAGAUGGAUUCUAUCCCCAUGGGACUCAACACACACUGGGUGGAUCCUCUCCCUGAUGUGGAUGGAAGACAAAUAGCUGCAAACAUGCGAGGUAUUGGGAUGAUGCCCAAUGAUAUACCAGAGUGGAAGAAACAUGCAUUUGGUGGCAACAAAGCUUCUUAUGGUAAAAAGACCCAGCUUUCCAUUAUUGAGCAGAGAGAGAGUCUCCCAAUCUUUAGGCUGAAGGAGCAGCUGAUACAAGCUGUGCAUGACAACCAGAUUCUGAUUGUUAUUGGAGAGACAGGAUCUGGGAAAACAACACAGAUUACCCAAUACCUGGCUGAGGCGGGGUACACAUCAAGAGGAAAGAUUGGAUGUACUCAGCCUCGCAGAGUGGCUGCAAUGUCUGUUGCGAAGAGGGUGUCAGAGGAAUUUGGUUGCUGCUUGGGACAAGAGGUUGGCUACACCAUUCGAUUUGAAGACUGCACUAGCCCUGAAACUGUUAUCAAAUACAUGACAGAUGGUAUGUUACUGAGGGAGUGCUUGAUAGAUCCUGAUCUGACUCAGUAUGCCAUUAUCAUGCUGGAUGAAGCCCAUGAGAGGACCAUACAUACAGAUGUGCUCUUUGGACUCCUGAAGAAGACAGUGCAGAAACGGCAGGAUAUGAAGUUGAUAGUGACAUCAGCAACACUGGAUGCUGUGAAAUUCUCUCAGUACUUCUAUGAAGCGCCAAUCUUCACAAUACCUGGCAGAACAUACCCAGUAGAAAUUUUGUACACAAAAGAGCCAGAGACAGAUUAUUUGGAUGCCAGUCUGAUUACAGUAAUGCAGAUCCACUUAACAGAGCCACCAGGUGACAUUUUGGUGUUUCUAACUGGUCAGGAAGAGAUUGACACUGCCUGUGAAAUCCUCUAUGAGAGGAUGAAAUCUCUAGGACCUGAUGUUCCAGAGUUAAUUAUCCUACCAGUAUAUUCGGCUUUACCCAGUGAAAUGCAAACCAGGAUCUUUGACCCAGCCCCACCAGGAAGCAGAAAGGUUGUCAUCGCCACUAACAUUGCUGAGACAUCUUUGACUAUUGAUGGAAUAUAUUAUGUAGUUGAUCCUGGCUUUGUGAAGCAGAAAGUUUAUAACUCCAAGACUGGAAUUGACCAGCUGGUUGUUACACCGAUUUCACAGGCUCAAGCAAAGCAGCGAGCAGGAAGGGCUGGGAGAACAGGACCAGGAAAAUGCUAUAGGUUAUAUACAGAGCGUGCUUAUCGAGAUGAAAUGCUAACCACCAAUGUGCCUGAAAUCCAGAGAACUAAUUUGGCCAGUACCGUACUUUCCCUGAAGGCUAUGGGCAUCAAUGAUUUGCUCUCCUUCGACUUCAUGGAUGCUCCCCCAAUGGAAACUCUCAUAACUGCCAUGGAGCAGCUGUAUACCCUGGGAGCUCUGGAUGAUGAGGGACUGCUCACUCGACUUGGGCGCAGGAUGGCAGAAUUCCCCUUGGAGCCUAUGUUGUGUAAGAUGUUGAUCAUGUCUGUACAUCUGGGAUGCAGUGAGGAAAUGUUGACAAUAGUCUCCAUGCUGUCUGUACAGAAUGUGUUCUACAGGCCAAAGGAUAAACAAGCACUUGCUGAUCAAAAGAAAGCCAAGUUCCAUCAGACAGAAGGUGACCACCUCACUCUGCUGGCUGUGUACAAUUCCUGGAAGAAUAAUAAGUUUUCAAAUCCCUGGUGCUAUGAAAAUUUUAUCCAGGCCCGAUCCUUACGCAGGGCACAGGACAUCCGCAAGCAGAUGUUGGGCAUUAUGGACAGGCACAAGCUGGAUGUGGUAUCCUGUGGGAAGGCAACAGUUCGAGUCCAGAAGGCCAUCUGUAGUGGCUUCUUCAGAAAUGCAGCGAAGAAGGAUCCCCAGGAAGGUUAUCGGACACUCAUUGAUCAACAAGUAGUCUACAUCCACCCAUCCAGUGCUCUAUUCAACAGGCAGCCAGAAUGGGUGGUGUAUCAUGAACUGGUGCUGACCACCAAGGAAUAUAUGCGUGAAGUGACAACUAUUGAUCCUCGCUGGCUGGUGGAAUUUGCACCAGCUUUCUUCAAGGUUUCUGAUCCAACCAAGCUCAGCAAACAGAAAAAGCAGCAGCGGCUGGAACCCCUGUACAAUCGCUAUGAGGAGCCCAAUGCUUGGAGGAUAUCACGUGCAUUCAGACGGCGAUGAGCCUAGUUCCCUCAUGGACUCUUACUGGUUUUGUAUUUGUGGGACUGUAACUUUUGCACUGUUGCAGGUGUCCUGAAAGAAAGGACAUUCAAUUGAAGCUUACCUACAGAAUGAAUAGAAAAUAAGUAUUUCCAGAGCAAAAGCACAAGGGGGCGAUGUCUGCUCAUUUCAGCUACCCUUCAGACUCCACAGCUGCAUGAUAAAUGUCUUGGGUCUCCUCAGUGUGUUGCAUCAUCUCAAAAAUGGUUCUUGAAGCACUUCUUUAGUCACUCCUCUUUUAAGAGACAAAAACCUAAGACUGUAUCUGGGUACUGAGCUGAACAACAACAAAAAGGUAAUGAUUGAAAAAUAGUUGCUCACCAACCUAACUGUGUUCUGAAUGACCAGACAAAUAGAGGCUGGAAUAGUUUAUUUCUUUACCCUGCUAAAAGGGAUUUAUUUCUACUUAUGCUCUUGGACAGUGGCUGUUUUUUGGGAGCUGCUUGUUCUCAAUUUUUCCUAUUUUAUGCAUUUUCCUGUUCAGUGUAACUAUUUGUCUUUUAUGCAAGCCAUCUGUGGUGAGAUAUUUAGUAUCUGUGGCUUUGGGAUAAGGCAGGAAAGAUCCCUUGAAACCCAGCUAGAAUAUCAGUUAUACUUGGACAAUGGUACAGGUCAGACUGCAAGUCUUAUCCUUCAUCACCAUCUCCUGUGUGCUGAAGGCUAGUAUAUCAAACGGUAAUUAACCACAUCCACUCUGUAGCACGGCUCUGUCUGUGAACAUAAGUGGUUACAGAUGUUUAGACUUUCUAUGCAAUGUGUCAUGUGUUUUAUUUCCACUUACAAUGUUUGCUAACAUCACAACUGUUGGGUUUUUUAAUAGAAUAUGCUCUUACAGCUAAAAUGUCUGUUACAUUGUGUAACAGUUCCUUGUUUGAAAAGAAAUUGACUAUCCAGUGUGUGCUGUGUUGUGCUGAAGCUAUCUGUAAACUAUUUUUUCUCUUGCAGACAGAUGAAACUUAUUUGACUCCAUAGCUGCAGAUACCCUUUUUCUUCCCCAAAGCUGGGACAUUUGCUAAAAUUAUUGUCGAAAUGAGUAGAAUGAAGUGGGCUGGUUGUUUUACACUCAAUGAAUUUGAAGAAUGUUUCAUACUGAAAAGUAGUUAUAUUGGAAAUUUGUGUCUGUGUACAAAGGUGGGCAGGGAUGUUGUAUGUACUGUUUUAUUAUGUUGUAUAAAUGCCCUGAGCUUUCCCAUGGUGUUACAUCUUCAUAAAGUUAAAUAGAAUUAGAAAGUUCAUAAGUUUGGAGGCUUUUGGAGGCAGAGAAGGUUGUCCUAUUGAAUACUCUUCCAAGCAUAUUUUCCUUCCACGAACUCUGCAGCUGCAUCUGUUACUGUUUUCUAUGAAAAUUUGCACUUGACUUUCAAAAGUCAAAUGAAGGAUGUAAAAGAGAAAAUGUACACAGUGGAAGUCCCAGUUGUACAGCAUACUUUGAGGUAUUUCUGUUCCAAAUUAAUUUUGUAUUUGCUUCUCUAGUGUAGCCUCCUCUUUCUGACUUGUGGUAAGGGGAAAUGCAUCAACAGAGAGGAUUUUCUUUUUUUAAAGUGAACAAUGGUGUGUGUUAUUUGUUUCCUUGGUGUAAUUUUUUCAGUAAUAUCCUUUAAUUAAUUUAC